AUUAGCAGAGAAGAGAAGGGCAGAGCCAGGGAGAGAAAGAACGUAGGUCUUCUCUCACUUAGAACGACUGCAAAAGCGAAGGCUUUAUUGCGGUCUAUCCUUAAUCGAAAACAAAAAGAUUAUUUUUUUCACCCACAAAAACAUCUCUUUUUUCUGCGCAACAAUAGCUUUUUUAAAUUACAAAAAUUAUUUUUUUUUGCUAGUGCAAUUUAUAGAACCUUGUUGUACCAAAGUCAAAACUUGUUUUUAAAUCAUUGAUUAUGCAAAUACCCAGAUGGAAAAAUGUGUUGCUUUUGAAGAAUUCAUUCGCAGCACCGGCUUUAUCAUCCCAAUACUCUGCUUUUUUUCAUUCUACACCCAGUUCAUGUGAAAAAUGGAAGAACAAAUGGAACGCUUUUCCUGAUGAGAGUAGAGCUCAACAACCAUCCAAGAGUUAUGUAAGAUAUAAAACACGUCAAAAGCGUGCUGAUGCAAAGAGAGCUCUAAAAAACUUUCUCUUUAACAGUGGAUCUGCAAAAGUCUCAUUUCAGAAUGAAGACCCGAUAUGGAAUUUUGAUGGAAAAAGCGGAUAUAAUGCUGAGUUGGAUGCGAAGGGCAGACCUAAGUCUUCUUCUAGACAUUUUGGGAAAUCUGAUCGUAAGAAAAUGAAACGUAAGUUUAGAAGAGGGAGUUUUUCUGAGGACUCUGAUGAUCCCGACUCAAUUUUCAAAGAAAGAUUUGGGAAUAAAUGGCGUAGUUGGACCUAUCAUCGACAGGAGGAAUCAUCUUUCCAAAGUUCAGCAUUUGGAUUUGAGUGGCGAGAACACUCAAACUGGACAAACCAAAGAACUAAAAAUUGGGAGACUACAAGUGACAUUGAGUCUGAUGAUGAAUUUUGUGCUGUUGGAUCAUGUUCUGAUAGAACAAUCCUUGGUCUUCCUCCAAGAGGUCCUUUGAAGAUAGAAGACGUUAAAAAUGCUUUCCGCCUAUCAGCUUUAAAAUGGCAUCCAGAUAAACACCAAGGCCCUUCACAGGCAAAGGCUGAAGAAAAAUUCAAAUUGUGUGUGAAUGCAUACAAAUCACUCUGCGAUGCUCUCUCUGCAGUUUAAAGUUCAGAAAUUUGUUGAAGUCAUAUAGCUUCUAACAAGCUUUUUUCUAAAAGAAGGGAUCAACAGAGAUCUAGGAAAAGAUGUAUGUUUUUUCUUUCAUCUCACCGUAUGAUUUAACAUUAAUUCUUUUAUCCAUUUUUUCUUGCUUCAUAGCAAUGCAUAAGCAUAGAUUUGACUUUGCGCUGAUCCAGCAUUAAUCGGCUUUAAUAAGAAAUUAUGUAAUCAUUUUCCAAGAUUAAUGUAUAAUUCAAUGACUUGUCCUUUGACUA
Mangifera indica (mango) is the source of this 1357-nucleotide messenger RNA. RefSeq lists its product as uncharacterized. The transcript is spliced from 7 exons. NCBI's taxonomy places the organism in Eukaryota, Viridiplantae, Streptophyta, Magnoliopsida, Sapindales, Anacardiaceae. The record is from RefSeq and is a predicted model, not a curated record. The coding region runs from base 261 to 1088 and encodes 275 amino acids.